CCUGUCGCUGUAAUUCCCCAUUGCUAACAGCGGCUCCUCAUCUUAGCCUAGCCAGCUAACUCCACAAACAGAAAACCCAACAUGUGUGCUUUUAAUUAACGUAUAACAUUACGUUCCGGAAUAAUAUAGCUGUUAAAAUGUAAGCGAAACAGAGCACGUGAUUUUUUCGAGUCGAGGCUGUUUCCGUUAGAUCCAUAUAGCAUGUACUGUUGUCAUGCUAGCAUUGCAUUCUAGAGUUUUGCUUGAAGGCAGUUAGCAGGGAGUUUGACUCUUUUUGUUUCUCGUUAAGAUUCGAUUUUCACCGAACAAUAGCAGAUUGUGUCUCAACUGCAAAAUCACGAGUUUUCUUUAUGUAUAGCGAUAUCGAUUUGUGUUGACACAUGUUAGGUAGCGCGUUUCUUAAGCAACUAGCUAGCGCUCUUUUCACACUGAUUCUACUGGAAAUGGUGAGCGUUUUGUCCUGCUUUGUUUCAUAUGUAGAGUUAAGCGUGGAGUUAUCACCGUUGAACACAAUGCUGUUCAGGUAGACGCCCUCAUGUGCCCAUGGAGAAGGCAGCUUUUGAGGAGUGGCUGGAAUCAGUUUCCACCUCCUUCCUGGCUCUAAACGACCAGCAGCGCAACCAAUCUCUGGACCACCUCAUCUCACUGAGUGGUGCCGCCCAGCUGCGACACCUGUCCAAUGGGCUGGAAGCGCUGCUAAAGCGGGAUUUCCUGCGUCUGCUGCCGUUAGAGCUGGCCUUCUACGUGCUCCGCUGGCUAGACCCACAGACCCUGCUCACCUGCUGCCUGGUGUGCAAGCAGUGGAAUAAGGUCAUCAAUGCCUGUACAGAAGUCUGGCAGGGCGUGUGUCGCGACCUCGGCUGGCGCAUCGAUGAGUCCAUCCAGGAUGCAGUGCACUGGAAGGGUGUUUAUCUGAAGGCCAAACUGCGCAUGAAGCAGCUGAGAGAGGAGGAUGCAUUUGAGACGAGCUCUCUCAUUGGACACAGCGCUCGUGUAUAUGCUCUCUAUUACCGGGAUGGGCUCCUCUGCACAGGUUCUGAUGAUCUGUCAGCCAAACUGUGGGAUGUACGCACAGGGCAGUGCAUCUAUGGCAUCCAGACACACACUUGUGCCACUGUCAAAUUUGAUGAACAGAAACUGGUUACAGGGUCUUUUGACAACACAAUUGCAUGCUGGGAAUGGAGUACUGGUGCCAAAAUCCAGCAAUUCCGAGGACACACUGGGGCAGUGUUCAGUAUAGACUACAAUGAUGAGUUGGACACCUUGGUCAGUGGCUCUGCAGACUUCACUGUAAAAGUCUGGUCCAUGUCUACUGGAACCUGUGUCAACACAUUUACUGGGCACACAGAGUGGGUCACCAAGGUUCUCCUUCAAAAAAGCCAAGUGGAGUCCAUGAUGCACAGUCCUGGUGACUACAUACUACUGAGUGCUGAUAAGUAUGAAAUCAAGGUGUGGCCCAUAGGGUGUGAAAUCAACUGUAAAUGCUUAAAGACCCUGUCUGUAUCAGAAGACCGCAGUGUCUGCUUGCAGCCCCGAUUGCAGUUUGAUGGCCAGCAUAUUAUAUGUAGUUCAGACCUGGGCAUCUACCAGUGGGACUUCGCAAGUUUUGAUGUUCUCAGAGUCAUCAGACCACAUCAGGACCCCUCUAGCCUCUCCCUUCUCAGCUUCGGUGAGGUCUUUGCUCUACUUUUUGACAACCACCACCUGUAUGUCAUGGACUUAAGGACUGAGGUCAUUGUGGGCCACUGGCCACUGCCAGCCUACCGAAAAUCCAAACGUGGCUCUAGCUUUUUGCCAGGCGUCACCUCCUGGCUAAACGGACUAGAUGGCAAGAAUGAUUCAGGCCUGGUGUUUGCCACCAGUAUGCCUGACCAUAGCAUUCAUCUGGUUCUUUGGAGAGAAAAUGGGUAGAGGAGAUGAAUAUAUGCCCUGUGUUUUGAAAGAAGCCGGGACUUUUAAAAACACAACAAACAAAAAAAGAAAAGUGGGUGCUCUUGAUUUGAAAAACUUACUGCCAACCGAGUUAGUUAAUGCAUGGAGCUAAAUGUUUUUCCCUUCAUCGCCUUGGUUGUCUUUUAAGUUAACAUGCUUCACUCUCUCUUUCUUAGUCACUUGCAGACCACACAUUCAACCUGCAUUCACAUUUGAAGAUUUGUAGUACAGACCAUGUCUUCUACCAUAACAUGAACAAUCCAAGACAAUUUUGUUCUUAAGAUUUUUGAGAGGCUUCCCUCUAAGCAUCAGAAGUUUGGCGGCUUUUACUGUCGCCCCAGUGAAAGUGAUUUAGAAAGGUAGUAAAAUGAAACAGCAUCACCGGAGCACCGAUUGGUCCAAAGCGAGCAUGAGCAGUAGCAUUAGCGUGUAUCUAUAGCACAAUCACCAACAUUGACAGUGGAGUACUUCUUGUUUGAGUGUUAUAUUUUCAACAAAAUGGCAAUUUUUAGAGGUCAAAAUUUUGCUUUGGACACAGAAGAAAUGUUGCCUUAAAUCCUUGAUUUCCUUUGAACAAAUUGAUUUUGCAGACCUCUGCGUCUGUAGGCGCUGGCUUGCAUUCCAAACAUCUGUGUUUGUCAUUUGUCUGAGUCUUUAAAGGCUCUGAUAAAAUGCUGUCUGAGUGAAACAAAUGGGUUUGUAUGAAAGUCAUUCAGAUGUGGCUUCUCGCUGUUACUGACCCUUGGUUUUAUUUUUCACUCAACUAAUUAGUCUUGUGCCUUUUUGUUUUAACACUUUAACACUAGCCAUUUACAUUUGGAAUCCAAUGUUACCAUCCUCCCUCAAUGAGAGAAAAAUCAGUUUUAUGCUUUGUUUUUUUAACCUAAUGUAACCAACACUGUAAGAAGUAUUCUUUCCACUAUUUAGCCAGACUAGAUCACUUGAAAGUGUUUCUUGUGAAUCUUAAUGAAUGUUCAUUUUUAAUCUUUAUUUUUAAAGACUGAUCUUAUUUUUGGGGUUAAUAGUUAAAUGCUAGUUUUCACUAUAUUGCUCACACAUUUCAGUGGAUAGACACUGGGUAUUUUAAACCUAAUUAGCUUAAGCAUUUGAGGUAUCAUUGGGGGGUGUCAUUGUAAGCACUAAUUGUGUGUUAUUUUACUCAAAUGCGAACUUCACUGCUGCAAUCACUCAUGCCUCCACAGCUAGUAAUGUCAUCCAUUCAUGAUUAGCAAAAUUCAGGUCUGUUGUUUGUAUAACAAAAUAAUAUGCUGUCUUUCAAAUAAAAGACAGUAGCUAAUGUUAGUUUGUUUUCUGUUGACUAUAUGAAUUUGCACUUUGUUCUUAUGGAAUAUGGAAUAUAAUCUAUUGCAUCUAAUAUAUCAAUUCCAUCCAUCUCUGCUUGAACAGAACCACUUAUUUGCUCAAAACCACACUAUACAACAACCAAGCCUAUUAUAACCAGGAGUUUUCUCAUGCAAGGAGGACCAUUUAAUCAGAUUGCACAAAAGAUGGCAGUAUAAGAACAAACCUAUUGGGGCAGUGUGUAAAAUAAUUUAUAGAACGAGAAUUUGACAUGCCCAAAAUAACAUUGCAAAUAUUGCUGUUUACUUCAAAAAGCCAGUGAUUCAAAAUACAUAACUCCUCUCAUAUGAGGUAUGAGAAAACAGAAACUACAGCUCUACUUUGAUCAGAUAGCUAGCACAACUAACAAGUGUGCUUUGGAUUUGAUUCUUCCCUCCUUUUAGUGGGAGAGUGACAAAGAGAAGCAGUAGUUAAAUGCAAGAUAAAGCGUAAGUGUGAGGCAAUUUAACAAAUACACCGCAGUUUAGAGAUUGUAUGAAUUUUAGUGCCAUUCCCACAGUUUCACAUUCCUUACAAUAAAUCUAAUCGCUGUUUUUCCUUGCUUUGCUCAAUUGUCUCUCAGCUAAUUUAUAUUCCUUGUUCUUUUCUUCACCCUCUUUUUUUCCCUUCUUCCCCCUAGCUCCCCCUCGUGCUCCUCCCCUCAGCUCCUCCAAAACCCUUGGAAGGAGUUAAAGCCAAAAGAAUAACAAGGCAUGUUGCUCUUAUUCCCUCUUUCUCUCCCUCUCAGUCUCCAUGUCAGUGCAGAAUUAAUGGGCCAUUUGGGCUAAGCUUAAUGGCGUAAUCCCAAAAAGUUUCUUUCACAUCACAGUUUACACAAGCAGUACAAAGUACUACUACAUUUUGCCAUACAAUAGACCUUCUUACUGUAAUGCUUUUUACAUAACUGGAUUUGAAAUAUCUGGUUAUUGGUUGUACUGGGAAGCAGAUGAGCAACAUUCCCGACACAACCAAAUCACACGCACAAAAGUGUUUAUGCGUUUACAGAAUUUGGAAGUAAAUUUCUUUACAUUACUGUAGAUUGAAUUUACGUCCCUUUUUAUAAUUAACUUAAGUUUCUUAAAAGCUGCUCUUUCAAAAUAUUUUAUUUAGUCAAGGAUAAGUGAGUUCACUGUCACCAUUGUUUGGGAAGGAUUUGGGUUCAAUCAACAAAACUGGUAACACUUUACAAUAAGGUUUUAUUUUUGUUAACAUUAGUUAAUGCAUUAAGUAUCAUGAACUAACAAUGAACAAUAACUUUUUAUUUAUUCAUCUUGGUACAUCUAAUUUUUAAAAAAAUAUUUUUGUUCAUUGUUUAUGAUGCACUAAUGUUUUGUUUAAUGUAAAUAUAUUUACGUAAGUGUAUAUGUGCGUGUGUGUGUGCGCGUGUGUGCGCGUGUAGAAAUGAACAUUAGCCAUGAUUAAUGUAUGCUGUAAAAUUAUUGUUCAUUGUUGGACUAUAUUAAAGGGAUAGUUCACCCCAAAAUGAAAAUUCUCUCAUUUAUUCACCCUCAUGCCAUCCCAGAUGUUUGUGACUUUCUUCUUCUGAACACAACGAUUUUUAGAAGAAUAUUUCAGCUUUGUAGGUCCAUACAAUGCAAGUGAAUGGGUACCAAAAUUUUGAAGGUCCAAAAAGCAAACAAAGGCAGCAUAAAAGUAAUCCAUAUGACUCCAGUGGUUAAAUCCAUAUCUUCAGAAGUUAUAUGAUAGGUGUGGGUGAGAAACAGUAUCAAUAUGUAAGUCCUUUUCUAUAUUAAUUUUCCUCCCAGCCAAGUAGGUGGUGAAUAUUGAUCUGUUUCUCACCCAAACUUAUAUCACUUUAUACACAUCUGGGAUGGAAUGAGGGUGAGUAAAUUAUGAGAGAAUUUUCAUUUUUGGGUGAACUAUCAGUUAACUUGAAUUCAAAGAAUUCAAACUUAUUGUAAAGUGUUGCAAUAAAAAUACUUAAAUGUAGGCCUACUUGGUAAACAUGAAAGUAAAGAAUGUUGAACCCUGACAUUUCAUGGUGGAGCAACACAUUCCUUAGCAUCUGAACAUGAGUGUAUAUCCAUAGAUUUUAAAAUACAUAUAAAAAAAAUAAACAAAAUUAAUAUUCUUUAUACAUAUUUCUUUCUAUAUCCUAUUAUACAAUAUUAUACAGAAUUGUAUUAUAGUAUAGUAUUGGUGCAUAAUGUUUCAGAAUGCUAAAGUUACUUGAUUGUUGUGUGUGAUGAGUGUUAUUUGAGCCUAAUGAAAUGCUUUGUAUUUUAUUUAAUCCUGCUUGCUCAGUGAAUCUUAGAAGGAUCAGGGAGUGCUGAUCCUCUCUGCUAAGGGAGAAAUCUGACGAUAUAUUGACAAGGAUGAAAUUUUGCAAAUCUGACAUUACAUCAGUGGCAAAAUAUCUUCCCUUUCCUAAGACCGCCCACACAAAAAGAUUUAUAUCAGAAUGCGUUGAAGCCAAGCAAUUACAAUGCAAUGGACCACUUUGAUAUACUCCAUAUGCUUAAAAUCACACAUUUCAAUGUCAAGUAGGGUAUAUUAGGCCUUGAUAUAGUCAUUGCUAAUCCUUUUAACGAUUUGUGCAUGUUUAAUUAUGAUUGUUCUAAACAUUGAAAAGGCAUGUCUGCAUUCAUGCACUGCUUCUAUUAUAGGAUGAGAGAACACACACACAUACUGCAUAUACACACACAGUGGUGUUUAUUUUCACCCUGUCCGCAGACCAAACAUGAUUACAAGUUGUACAGUCAAUAUUUAGAUAUUGCGGUUAGGCCCUCGGCCAUUUUCUCUAUUCUCCUCCCAUCUGUGUAUGCAUAUGUGUGUGAGCGACUGUUUGUCUUUUAACAGACUUACCCCCAUGAUAUCAUCAGAGAUCUCUUUUGACAUUUACCUUUACUGCCCUGAUCUCAGAACAAUUUUGUGUUCCACUGUGGAGGGUCAUGGCAGUGUUUGUUGAAGCCUGACACGUUGUGUAGUAGUGCUCAUGUGUGCAAUGAAAGUUUGAGUUUGCUCUAAAACCAUUUUCCAAUCCUGUUCCUCUUCUCAUCAUUUCCUUUCUUAGGAGCAGUCCUAUAUAUACUGUUCUGUUCAGUAAAUGGGGGGCAUAUUAGGCCUACAUGGUACUAUUAUUAGUGACUAUUAGUAAUUACAAUAACAAUAUGCAAGUAUAAGCGGAUCUACAAAAUAAUUACACACAAGUUCACUAGUAUUGCUCAGUAAAUACACAGUAACUUAUACACUGCAAAAUAAGGUAUUUACGAAGUGUGAACAUCAAACCUAAUUUUUUUUUUUUUUGCAUGUCUUGUGACCAAACAUCAUGAUGGAAUGACAUAAGAACCAAUGAGGUUUGAUGUUAUUGAUGUGUUGUCAUUUUACAUGUGUACAUAUGUAUGUAUACAUGAGCUAAUUAGUGAUUUGAUUUGACUUUACAGUUAAUAACGACUUACAUCAUGACAACUCGUAAUAAUUUGUACAAUAUGGUAAAAUCGUAAGAUUUUGUAUGACUUGGCUCAUACGAAAAGGUAGGGCUUUUAUAGACCAACCAAUAAACAAACCGAAUUUUAAAUCGAUACAAUACAGGCAUCAAAUUUUAGCUAGCCUCCUAUCCAAUAAUUUUUUAAGAAAGAAAACGUCUGUGAACAAAUCUGGUUUCUUAUUCCAUAUCUGUUUUUUUGCAAUAAAAAUGUUGUAUGUAUUUGUUAUGUACGUCAAUAACCAGUAAUAAGCUUCCCUCAAACACCAGUGUUUUCUUUAUUCCAUCAUGCACAAAAGUUAUUUUAAAUCAUGGUUAGGUUUAGUGUUUAGCUAAGUGGUUAGACUUUAUGGUUAAGUUUCGGUUUGGGUUAGGAGUUAAAUUCGGAAAAAUCGCAAGAACAUUGUUGGUUCAUUUGUUUUUCUCUUUGGGGUAAAAGUCGUUACGUUUUUUUGAAUGGGUCAAAUCAUAAGAUUUUUAACGAUUUCACCAUCUUGUACUUUUAUUAUGACUUGGUUCAUCAUAUAAAGUGAUCGUAUGCAUUCCGAAGACUUGGAACAGGACACACGAGUGGCAUGGACAACUUUUAUGACACUUUUGGGUGUUUUUUUAAGCUUUAAAGUGAGUUACUGUCAACUGUAUGGAAAUCAGCAAUUGUGACAUUCUUUAAAACAACUACUUUUGUGUUCCACAGAAGAAAUGAAAGUCAAUGGGUUUGGAACAAAAUUAGAGUGGGUAACUAAUGACACAAUUUAAAUUUUUUAGUAAAAUAUCGCUUUAAUGUGCCCCCUAAAAAAUACUGUAGAAAUCUUCUUUUGCAUCAAUUCGGCCCUCUCAAACAUCAGAUCAAUACAGACAUUUGAGGUUAGGAGACAACGAAUGUUCAUAAGCUUGUGGGUGCAUUGGCACAUUAUUGUACCAUUUUACCGUCCCAUCUUACUAUUGGGUAUAUAACCACCAGUUUCUUCAAGGGCUCUUCGAAAUGGCUGAAAGCAACUGUCCCUCCACUUUAAAACUGUAUAAUUGAGACUGUAAUGUAAGCAUGAACUAAAUUCCAAAUGCACAGCAUAAAUGCACAUAUGGGAAAUUAAGGCAAUGUGAGUAUAAAUCAUCUCCACAGAUACACACAUACAUAAAGAGAUUUCUAAGAGCUAGCGAUGACAUUUAUCUUACCAUGGUAUGCUGCUGUCGACAUGAAAGACGUUUUUGUGCAACAGCAGUGCAGGAGACAAGGAAAGACCAAAUAAGACCUUACAGAUGGUAGAUCAGUUUGAGAAGAUCUCAGAGGAGUCUCUGUAACUUUGAUCAACCCUAAAAGUGUCUCAGUAUUUUCAGUUCUCUGAUAUUAUCUGUAAUGAUGUUUUGCUAUGAACAUACACUCAUGUCAGGUAUUACUUGAAGCUUUUACUAAACACUUUUAUUACUAAUUGUCUUUUAUUCCAUUUGAAGAUUUGUAUUUCCUAACUGAAUUGUGCAUUCCUUUCUUUUAAAGUAACAGUUUUUUUUUUUUUUUUUUUUUUUUACACAUUCCAUUGCAAUAUUGUAAUGAUCAAACAAUGAACCAGCACAUACACUAUGAAAUAUGUAAACAUCUCUCAUUCAGUCUAUCCUAUUCAGAAACUCUCUGUCAUCUGGGCCAUGGUGAGCUCAAGGCCCAAACAAUUCCACUCUCCUCCCCUCUCUCCAGCCCUCCAUACAUGGGACAAAGAAUCAUUCACACUGCCCUGCCUUCAUGCCACUGAUUGGCUAAGGGGUAAAGCAUUCAGGCCUCAUGGGAACUUUCCAGUCGAGAAGAUAAUCAGAGGGGGGAGGGAAGGAAAGGAGAGAUACAGGAGACAAUGGGCAACAGAGCCCUUAUUUACAUCAUACAUCCCCACCCCAAACAAAUCAACAAAAACACGACCCUAAUGAGAAAGACAUCUUGUCGUUUUAACCUCCCAAAAAAAGAUGCUUUAAUUAUCUCGGUCCGCCUUUCAAAUGCAAGGGCAGUAAACAGUGCCUCACUUUACAAUUUUAAAAAGUACCCAAAUUAUCAUAAAACAAGUCCAUGCUGCUCAAGCAUAAUAUUCCAAGCCUUCUGAAGACAUACAAUAUGUUUUGGUGAGAAAAAGCCUGAAAUGUAAUUUUUCUGUCAAAAUGUUUGGAGAGGCUCAUUCACAGCACUAAAAACGCUGCAAGUUCUCGUGUGAACAUGCAUACUACUGUAAACAAGCUUCUCUUAUAGCGCUCAUGAAUGUGCAACGGAUGUCAGAUUUUCACAGAAAAAUUAUUAUUCCUUUAAGGUUUGUUUUCUCUGUUGUCGUGUGUAAAUUACUACAAAAUAGUGUAUUUUACUUGAUGAGAUCACAGCUGUAAGUCCUUUCCCCGAACAAAGAAGGAAGAAAAACUACAAGAAUAUACAGUAAGUGUACAAGAAUGAGAAAGCAAGAGCUCUGAGUGGGACCACCAUGAAUUCUCUUCUAAUCAUCAAGAACACAGAGGCUUAAUGGGUCAAACUUUUCUGGGACAUAGGAGCUAUGAUGUCACAACCCACAUGGAACAAAUUUAGUCUACUCUGUUAGGAAAAAUCUAUUGCCACUCUUGUAGAAAAAAGUAAAUACUGGCAUUUUGUAUGCGUUGGCACUCUAUCCAGUUAGGGUUAUGUAUCAAUCCAUAUGGAUACAGUAAUGCCGUUGGUUGCCAAUGAUAAAAAAAAGUUUAGAAUUCAUCAGUGUUUCCUUUUAAAGUCCAACACGCCGCACUGUUUUCUGACAAACUGAAAAUAAUUCUUGCAUGGAAAAUAACCAAUGGGCUAAUGGAAUUUAAAGUUCACCUAAUAGCAGCGCUGAUGUAGAUAAUUUUGAAGGUUAAACUUUUGAUGUUGUCAUUGUGACAUAUGUAGUGUUUCCAGAUUUACUUGCAAAGAGUACAUGCUUAUGAGAACUUGCAGACAUCCAAGUUAACCAGAGGUGAGGUUAUGUAUUAGGCUUUUCCAUUUUUUAGCUUUCUUGCAAAUAUUCCCUCACCUCUUCUAAUCUUUCACCUCUUCUAUUUUAUCUUCCUUCUUCAGGAGAUAUGUAAAUUUAGGCUAUAAAUUUGGAUUUUCACAUGGGGUAACUUCCUUGUGGUGGCUAUAACGUGGUUCGUUCUCGGUGGGGCGCGUGGUGAGUUGAGCGUGGAUGCCCUGGUGGAUGGCGUGAAGCCUCCACACGCGCUAUGUCUCCGUGGCAACGCGCUCAACAAGCCACAUGAAAAGAUGCGCGGAUUGGCGGUCUCAGACGCCGAGGUAGCUGGAAUUCGUCCUCCGCCACCCGGAUUGAAGCGAAUCACUACGCGACCACGAGGACUUAAAAGCGCAUAAGGAAUUGGGCAUUCCAAAUUGGGUGAAAAAACAAACAAACAAACAAACAAAAAAAAAAAGAUAUGAAUAAUCAAAAGAUUUAAACGAAUAGAAUUAACGAUUUCAAAGAACGAAAAAAGAAAUAAAAUAAUAUAGGCCUAAAUGCUCAAGCGCACACACAUUCGUUCUGAUUGUCUGCUCAGACUAACACCUUCACCUGCUGUUCCUGUCAAUCAGACACGCAGUGUCAACCAAUGAACCAAAGAUGCGUGAGGGAGGGCGGAGCCAACUUAUUAUGUUGUUCAGACUGUAUUCGUUUUGAAUUGUUACAUUUAUAUGCACUUUCUUUAUAUACAUUAAAAAAGUUAUCAUUUAAAUGCACAUGUGUAAUAGCAUCCUUCUUUUUUACAUUUAUUUCAAUUUGUGGGAUGCUGCAGUUUUGCAAAUUGUUAUUUAUUUUUCUUUGAU
Molecule: messenger RNA, 10505 nt
Organism: Myxocyprinus asiaticus (Chinese sucker)
Lineage: Eukaryota; Metazoa; Chordata; Actinopteri; Cypriniformes; Catostomidae
Gene: fbxw2
Product: F-box and WD repeat domain containing 2
Exons: 7
Coding region: 544-1911 (455 amino acids)
Molecular function (GO): protein binding
Source: RefSeq, a predicted model, not a curated record